This is a messenger RNA of Morus notabilis, 2297 nucleotides long. RefSeq lists its product as uncharacterized. Bases 513 to 2267 code for a protein of 584 amino acids. Gene Ontology annotation, molecular function: alpha-(1->6)-fucosyltransferase activity. The transcript has 10 exons. Gene Ontology annotation, biological process: protein N-linked glycosylation. The record is from RefSeq and is a predicted model, not a curated record. Lineage: Eukaryota; Viridiplantae; Streptophyta; Magnoliopsida; Rosales; Moraceae.
UCUUCUUCUCUUCCCCAUACAGUGACAUCUCGGUUUUACUGAAACACCCACUUGAAUUUUGAGGCUACAUAAUCAUUUUUUUUUUUCAUUUCUUGAAACUAGGUGAAAACAUUAUUCUUGGUUUUACACCUUUUGUUGAUUCUUAUCUUCUCUAAAUUUUACUAUUUUCUUGUCCUUCGCGUGUCAAGGACAAUAGAGGUUGGACCACUGAAUUUAAAGUUGAUUUAGAUUGUUAGAGAACGACAAUUGGGUAACUUUGUUCUUUGCUGGGGUAGUUGGAGGAUUAGCCAAUUAUCUUUCUUUUUUUCUGUACAAGUUAUAUACACAAAAAGAAACUCAAGAAAGAGAAAAGUUGCUUGGUUUUGCUUCUUUCAUGUGACCAAAAGGUCGAGUUCCUUCAUGUGAUUUUAGUAAAUGCGUUUUGUUGGGAUAGUGGAGGGAAAAAAAAGAAGAUAAAAAAAAAAGAAAAAAGCUUGUGAAGAUUUUGGGUUCUUUGGUUUUGAGGUGAAAUUAUGGAAUCAUCAUUAAAUCAGAAGUCUCUUGAGAGAGUUGUUUCACAGAAGGCUUUGCAGAUGGGGAGUUCGUUUUCAUGCCAAAUUUGUGUGGUGGGUUUUCUCUGUGGAGUUUGCCUUACCUCUCUAUUUCUUGCUGCGCUUACAUCACUUGGUACUUUUGAGCUUGGUGGAAUCUCAUUUCCCAUUUCAAUCAGUACUUCUCUUGGGAAUUCAAGCUCAGAAAUUAUCAGUCAAGACUGCAAUUUUGUUCCAAAAGCAACGAAGAAAACGAUUGAUUCAACGGGAAGCAAAAGAAAAAUCAAUGAUGAGAGGGUGUCAUUACUGUACUCAGCUUGGGAAUCUUUACUAACAGGAUCACUUUAUGAAGAGAAUGAGAAUAUGAGGAAACUUGGAUUAAACAAGUCUAAUGUGCCAAAUGCUCCUCAUUUGGAAAACUGCAAAUCAAAAACAUGGCUAAACGAACAGUUCGAUAAACGCAAUGGGAAUGAGAAUUUCCCUCCAUGGAUAAGCUGGAAGGGACAGUUGGGGAUGUAUCCAGCAGCCGUGACCAAUGAGCGGUUUAAUUAUUAUAAGCAUCUGGCUGCUUCUGAAGGAACUUAUCCUCCAUGGAUAACAGGGUCCGAUGAAGAAAACUACCCUCUAACUAGAAAGGUGCAAAGAGACAUAUGGCUUCAUCAGCACCCUUUGAACUGUAAAGAUCAUAGUGUAAGAUUUCUUGUAGCUGACUGGGAAAGAGAGCCGGGAUUUGGUAUUGGAGCCCAACUUGCUGGGAUGGCUGGGCUUCUCGCGAUUGCAAUAAAUGAGAAAAGGGUCCUUGUUACCAACUACUAUAACCGAGCGGAUCAUGAUGGUUGUAAAGGUUCAUCCCGUUCAAGUUGGUCUUGCUAUUUUUUCCCAGAAACAUCCCAAGAAUGCCGAGACCAUGCAUUUGAGCUUCUGGGGAGUGAAGAAGCACGAAAGAAUGGAAUCAUAAAGGAAAAACAAAACUAUAAUUCAAAGGAAAUAUGGGUCGGACGUACUCCUAGGCUAUGGGGUGAUCCUUGGAGUUUUCUGCAGCCAACCACAGAAAUAAAUGGCAGUUUAAUUGCUUAUCAUCGCAAGAUGGAUCGAAGAUGGUGGAGAGCACAGGCAGUUCGCUAUCUUAUGAGAUUUCAAAGCGAGUACACGUGUGGAUUGAUGAAUGUUGCUCGCCAUGCAGCAUUCAGAAAGAAAGCUGCAACAAUGGUUAUCGAAAGUUUUUCUGGAGAAUGGCCUAAGGAUCUUACAAACAAUCAAAGGUCCGACAUUGAAGAUUUUGUAUGGUCAAAUCACAAGGCUUGGAUACCACGGCCGCUGCUGAGCAUGCACGUAAGAAUGGGAGACAAAGCCUGCGAAAUGAAAGUAGUCGAAUUCAAAGAGUACAUGCGUCUCGCCAACCGCAUCAGAAGGCGCUUCCCACACCUCAACAGCAUUUGGCUGUCAACUGAAAUGCAGGAAGUGAUAGACAAAUCCAAAGAGUACACUAACUGGAAGUUCUAUUACACAAAUGUGAGGAGACAAGUUGGGAACAUGACAAUGGCCACUUAUGAAGGGAGUCUAGGGAGGGAGAUAAGUACAAAUUACCCCAUUGUGAAUUUCUUAAUGGCGGUGGAAGCAGAUUUCUUCAUUGGGGCAUUGGGGUCCACUUGGUGCUUCCUAAUAGAUGGGAUGAGAAACACUGGAGGUAAAGUCAUGGCUGGUUAUUUGAGCGUCAACAAGGAUAGAUUCUGGUAGGGACUUACUUGUAUUGUAUAGAUCGAUAGC